UUGUGUUGUUUUAUUUUUACCGUAACAGGCCUCUAUGUACCGUUGGCUGCUAUGUACCACCGGCUGCUAUGUACCAUCCCUGGCUGCUAUGUACCAUCCAUGGCUGCUAUGUACCAUGAUUAUAGCUAUGUAACAUUAUUAUUAAUAUAAUUAAUAAUAAUGUUUAUUUGCUCGCCACGGAAAUAGAGAAUAGAGCAAAUAGAGCUCUGCUCAUUAUUUGCUUCGAAAAGGGCAACUUGGGAACUCCAGUGGAUCUACUCACUGUUUGCUUCGAAACUCCAGUGAACUUGCUCAGUAUUUGCUUCCUAACUUCAGUUAUCCUUUUUAUACUACCAUGGCAUCAGCACUUUUCCUUUGGUCAGGAUGUGGAUUGUGUGUUUGCCCUUGACAGGAAGCCCUUAUCUGUGACGGAUGCAACAAGUGCUUCCACCGCUUAUGUGGUACAGCAAUUUCACAGCAAAUAGUAUUAUUGUAUGCAGUUUUAAUAUGUUUAUGCUUUUGUGUUAUCUUUUAAUGAAGUUUCAUUACUUUUAUAUCAUGUGUUUUUAAUUUUUUCUUAUAAUAAAUAUUUUAUCUUCCUACUAGGUAUCUGGUACAUAACAGCCUUGUUUGGUACAUAUAAGCCAAAGCAGUGGUACAUAGGAGCCGGUACAUAGCAGCCCAACAAUGGUACAUAUAAGCCAAAGCAGUGGUACAUAGGAGCCGGUACAUAGCAGCCGACGGUACAUAGCAGCUAGCAUUCAUUUUUACAGGGUGUGCCGAUACGAAGGCCUGACUCUCCAACGGGUCACCUGUACAGCAAGAGCAAGAGCCAAUGUUUACUAACACAGCCCGUCGUGUAAACAGACAGGGCGUCCGCGGCUGUCCGGCGAGAUGGCAGCAAAGUUACAAGGCCAGCUACGCUUACGAUUGGCAAAGUUCCGGGCUGAGAUGGACACCAUCGCCUGGUCACUGCUGCACGGCGAGUACCCGCUGGGCAUGACGAUCAAUCAGAAGAGAAACCUGAGGAGACAAAUGUUAAGCUUCAGGGUGAUAGAUGGGAAGUUAUAUUAUCGAAAGAGGGAUUGUUGGGUGGAGGUUCUUACUACAGUGGAACAAGUGAAUGAGGUCAUGCAACUUCACCAUGUGACAGAUGGGAAACAUAGGGGUAUUGUCAACACAAGGAAAAUGAUUUCUGCCAAAUACUAUUGGUCUAACAUGACGGAGGAUAUUACGGGCUAUAUAUCAACUUGCUCGACGUGCCAGUCACGUGAAGCUGCUGGGACACACGUUUAUUUCCAGGGUCAACAAGAACAGGAUCAACAAGAAGUGCCUCCCCCGAUGGAUGCUGUGGCUGUGCCUCACCCGAUGGAUGCUGUGGCUGUGCCUCACCCGAUGGAUGCUGUGGCUGUGCCUCACCCGAUGGAUGCUGUGGCUGUGCCUCACCCGAUGGAUGCUGUGGCUGUGCCUCACCCGAUGGAUGUUGUGGCUGUGGAUCUGAAUGAAAUGCCUGAAGAUUGGUCUGAGGAAGACACGUACAAGUUUGUGAUGCUAUAUAAGGAGCAUGAGUGUUUGUGGAACAUGCAUGGUAGAACAUUCCAGGUCAGGAAGGCAAGACAGAGAGCUCUCAAUGACAUACGUGUGAAAAUGGAAAUGAAUAACUUUGGGAUAUAUGAUGUCAAACAGAAAAUUAGAAGCUUAAGGGUAACAUUACAGCAAGAACUGAAUAAAGUAAAAAAAUCUGAAGAAUCAGGUGCUGGCACACGAGAUGUGUACAAGCCUGCAAUGAAAUGGUUUCCAAUAAUGAAAGACCUCAUGGAUCACGGACAAAAGAGACGAAAGUCUCUCAAAAAAUUGGAUAAAGCAGCUGAUGCACCAGAGCAGAAGAACCAUGGCAUCAUAUUACAAGCCUUGCAGCAUAAGGCUGAUGAGGCACCAGAGCAGAAGAAACAUGCCAUCCUACUUUAUACCUUGCAGGAUAAAACAGCUAAUGCACCAGAACAGAAGAACCAUGCCAUGAUACUUCGUGGCUUGCAGGAUAAAGCAGCUAAGGCACCAGAAUGGAAAGACUGUGGCAUUCAAAACGAUACAGAAAGUGAUUCUACCCUUUCCGCGCACUCCCCUCUACCUGCAGACAUUAAUGGGAAUUCAAAUCCAGUUGUGUCUAUGCAGCAAGAAGGAUCUAGCAAACCAAUCAGUGAAAUAGUAGCAGCCUUAAAGGAGCUUAAAGAGCUAAAUAAAGCCAUCAAUAAUCCUAAACUAGUCGAUGAUGAGUGUGAAACAUUUGGAAGACACAUCGCAGCUCAGUUAAAAAAACUAAACCCUGAAAACUGCAUCAUGGCUCAGGAGGACAUACAGCAGGUGUUGACGAGGUACAGGCGCGCAGAACUCUCAUCCAACAACUCGGGUUCUGCGCCACCUUGA
Molecule: messenger RNA, 2403 nt
Organism: Eriocheir sinensis (Chinese mitten crab)
Lineage: Eukaryota; Metazoa; Arthropoda; Malacostraca; Decapoda; Varunidae
Exons: 5
Coding region: 874-2403 (509 amino acids)
Source: RefSeq, a predicted model, not a curated record